AUGGGGGAAGAAGAGGAGGAAGUUGAACCCUCCGGUACACAAAGACCACGGCAACGAUAUAUGCGGCCACAUAGGGAAAUUAACGCAGAGGUGGCAGGUUUUGUGACCAGAAGACGGGUGCCCUCCUAUAAAAAUUUUGAUCAGGGGCAGCAGGAGAUAUAUGACAAUGUCUCCGCGUGCAUAGGUGAAGGACGGGAAUACAGUCAAAGAAGAGAAGCUUGGGAAGGGUCGCAUGGAUCCACAAUGCAAGAAUAUUGGGCGGCUCAAGAAGCCCAACGUGAAAGAAUGAACAAGUUUAUGGAAGAACAAGAACGGUUCCAAGCCAUGCAAAGAUCACACAUGGAACAGUUGGCAAAGAUGCAGGAGGAUGAGGCAGCCCGAAGACGGGCAUGGGAAGAAGCAGAGGCAGCGCGUCGACAGGAAGAAGAACAAUUGAACCGACGCCGGUGGAGUGCCCUGUCGAAAACCGAAGCACCAGAACGCGUCAUGGAUCAACCGGGAGAGUUAGGAGCGGAAAACGGAGGAUUCACAAAAGAGAGCCCGUCGCCGACGGGGUCCAGACCGUCGGCAACGCCUUCUAGACAAGCCCGUAGGCAUAUGUUGCCCGUAUCCAGGUGUUUAGGCCGUCGGAGCAGGAGACAAAACCAGGGCCCGUCGCCGACGGGUUGA
Messenger RNA from Helianthus annuus (common sunflower), 669 nucleotides. RefSeq lists its product as uncharacterized. The transcript has 2 exons. NCBI's taxonomy places the organism in Eukaryota, Viridiplantae, Streptophyta, Magnoliopsida, Asterales, Asteraceae. The record is from RefSeq and is a predicted model, not a curated record. The coding region runs from base 1 to 669 and encodes 222 amino acids.